This is a messenger RNA of Brassica napus (rape), 1437 nucleotides long. RefSeq lists its product as uncharacterized. The transcript has a single exon. The coding region runs from base 824 to 1303 and encodes 159 amino acids. Lineage: Eukaryota; Viridiplantae; Streptophyta; Magnoliopsida; Brassicales; Brassicaceae. The record is from RefSeq and is a predicted model, not a curated record.
UGAGUUUUUAAAAAGUUUUAAUUUCGAAUGUAUGUUUUUCUUUUCUUCAUUUCAAGGGUUUGAACCUUUCUUAAGGGUUGAGACUAUAAAAACUGAAAGUUUUAUUUAAAAGAAAACUUCAAAUACCAUUAUAAAAGUUGGUCUUUUAAUUUAUUUAUUUAUAAACCUUUCAGUCUUUUCAAAUCAUAUUUGAUAGAUUUUGUUGACAAAAUCCCUAAUUUCUAAUAAGGAGAUAUUUUAAAUAAAUUGUACAAAUGAUUAGUUUAAAAUGAAUUCACGAUAAUUUUUUAUACAUGUUAAAUCUAAUAAGAGAAAUUUUGAAGAAAACAAUAUAUUAAAUACCUUCAAAUCCUCCAUACAAUAACCAUUUAAGUGAUUAAUGGAAGAAAAAUAAUUGUUGGAAAAACAUUUGGGGAAAUUUGUUUUUUUUUUAAAAAUAAAUUUCAUUUCUGUAAGUUAGUUAGUAAAAGAAAUAAAAUAAAACAAUAAAUUUUUAAUUUUCUUGGAAGUUUAAUUAAUCUAUGGGUCCAGUUUCUCGCCAAUCGGGUAGAUUAGCUAGGGAUCAUCGAGCUGUUUCUUCUCAAAUCUCGAUGCAAAAAAAAAAGCUUUCUAGUUAACGUAGCUCAAUCUUCUCUUUAAUCCCCUAUUUAUAUGCGUUUCAUUAUUUGAAGAAGCACGUUUAAAUACUCCUGAUCGUAAGCUAUAACCCUUUUUCUCUUGUUUUUUUACAUCAACCCAUAUUCAUUUUUAUUCUAGGGUUUUUGUUUUUGAAAAGUAUUUGGAUCAAAAUAAAUUUCUUCUCUUUUUGGUUGUUUGUGUCUUGAUGGUUAUAAUGGUUGAACUCUUAUUUCUUCUUUCUUUUUUGGUAGAACUACAAAGUUAUUGCUUUCAUAUGUAUCUUGAGAACAAAAUAGUGAAAAAUGGGGUGAAUUUUAUUUCAUUACUUUUUAAGAAACCAGUUUCAUGGUUGUCUUUCAUCGCCCCACCACUAAACCCUCUAAAAGAGGUUCAAGAUCAAGAUCUUGGUCAGCAAGACUCUUUAGGAGACAUCGUAAUAUCUACGACCAGUGAUGAGAUUGUCACAAAUAAAGACGAAGACGAUGGAACAAUCCCUGAUGAGGAAAGCUUCAUAGAGCUCUCUUUACCAAGCGGCCACUACGUUGGCCAACACUUCAGUACGAUGGCUGGACAUCAAGAUUUCGGACUUAUCCAACUAUUAGCCGAGUUUGAAGACGAUAAUCUGAUCGAAAUCGAUAUUUCUGUCGGAUCCAUUAAGUGUUACACGUUCCAGAUCAAAGCCUGAUUCAUCUUCAUAUAUUUUCUACAACUUGGAUGUAAAGUAAUUGCGGUAUUUUUGCACGUUAGAAGUGCUCUGUGUUUUUGUUGUUCUAGAUCUCUCCAGUCUUGUGGGGUUUUGCUAUUGAUAUAUAUUAACUA